CAGUACCUGAAAUUACAAGGAUUCGAAAAUUAUAAUAUACGAAAAAUCAUCAAUUAAAUGAACGCUGCUGUAGCUUCUCCUUCAUUUCCCCCUUUUUUUAUCCGAUCGUCAGCUGAAAUUCGCCGUCGCGGUGGUCGGUUUCUGAGCAGCUGCCGCUCUCCAUCCGUACAGAGAAUCGAGUUCGGUGGGAGAUAUUGAAUUCUGUGUAUAGAGAGGGGAGCCAAGAGGAAGAGGAGAAGGAAACCGCGUGCGACGGCGCUUGGGGCGGAGAUAAGAGGAUGAUAACCCGAUCGAAUUUGGCGGAGCAGCUGAGAGAGUAUCAGAUUCGAUCUAAACACGAUUGGGCUUCCCUUUCGUUUUUCUCCUCCACCUCCGUCAAUCUCAGCUCGUCUAGAGUUGACGUUGCGAUCUUUGUAAUAUGGGAACUUGUCGUCUUAGCUUUCGUUGUUUUCUCAGCUGUCUCAUUGUAUUUUAGGCAUUUGAGGCUCGCUAUUAUUUUGUUAUGCAUUACACUACUAAUGCUUUUAUGCAUGAAAAUUACUAAGAAAGUAAAGCUGGCUCGGAAGAAAAAGCGAAGGAUGCUUCUUCCUCUAUCUAUGUAGAUUUGAAAAUUUUUCACAAGGAGCAACUUUUUGAUGUAGAUUGUGAGAAUUCUUGACCAUUGCUUCUGGUCAGUCUUUCCUUUCAUGUAAAUGUACUUAUUGCUAGCUGAUUAAAGAAUCUAAGUGGUGUGAUUCUUGCUCCAUCCAACAGGAAGGAUGGUUAAUGUAGUUCUACAAUGUAUUGAUUGGGCUGACGGGUUAGUCGCCUCUAAUCUCGGUUGGUUACCUCUGUAGGUUUCUUCUUUCCUAAAUUAUCUAUAUUCUUGUUAUUAUUGAAAACUGAAAAGCGAUUUUAUUUA
Sesamum indicum (sesame) is the source of this 901-nucleotide messenger RNA. RefSeq lists its product as uncharacterized. The record is from RefSeq and is a predicted model, not a curated record. Lineage: Eukaryota; Viridiplantae; Streptophyta; Magnoliopsida; Lamiales; Pedaliaceae.